UUCCGGGUUUUUAUUUCAGUGUGAAUUGAUAGAGUGGAGGUCAUUUACACAAGUGAGAACUGAUCUCAGGAUUUAUAGACCUUUAAAUGUAAUGCGACACUUACUAUGUCGUUUUGAAGGCUUCACGAUUGUAGACUCUAUUGAAAUUAUGUAGAUAGUCGUAAACAGCUACAUUAUAUGCCACAAAUAUGUCACAGACAACGUCAGGAUUUCCAGGUCCCCAGCAACACGGGGGUGCACAGGGUGCACUUGGUGCAGGAUAUAUCCCUACUGAAGAUGAAAAGAGAGUCUUCAGGGAGUGUAACCAGGAGAGCUUCUGGUACAGAUCAUUGCCAUUCUCUGCUGUCGCCAUUGCUGUCACUCAGGUGCUUGUGUCUAGAGGAGUCAUUGCACCAUCUCCACGAUUUGGCUCUUUCCCUAAAGUGGCCAUUGCAGGAAUGUUGGCAUAUAUGACGGGCAAGAUGUCCUAUAUGAAGGUCUGUCAAGAGAAGUUCAAAAAUCUUGAAAAUUCCCCAUUGGGUGCAGCUCUCCGUCAGGGACAUCUGCGCCAUCUUUCCCCAGGGUUGAACCAGUCAGAGAUGUCGGAUCCCAACCAGACAGCUCCUGAUGAUGCUGUGUUUGAGUCCACCCACCAGCCAGUGAUUAGCCACAGCUACUCAAGUGACUACAGCAGCUCCUCCCAAUCCUCAUAUGAGCCUGCCCCUUUUAGUUCCAGCUUCAGUGAGUCAGCCCCCUCAGGUGUGAGGGAGGAUGAUAUACCACAAGCUGCGUCUUACCUGGACGACGACCUGCCCAAGAAGAAGCCGGUGCUCUAUGAGGACCUCCGCAACAAAAACCGCGAGAACUACGAGGUUACUCUGACGCAGAAGACAGAGACCCUGGUCAAACCCCAAGCCGAGGUCGCCACAGCACCAAAGAAAGAGGGGAAAAAGAACAAGUAUGGAGAUACUUGGGAGGAGUGAGUGACGAGGCUGCACAUACCAGUACUUCAGGCUGGAGGAGAAUCCAUGACAUCAAUGACAAUGAUCCAAUAAUUCACUUACAAGACUGAUUAUUUACAGGGCUCAGUGAGAUCAAGUCUGUUAAUUAGAAGCUAUGAGGAGCUGUAGAUUGCAUUGUUGUUAAAGUGACCGUAAACCUCUCACAUUGUUGCACUUAAAUAGGGCUUCAUAUUGUAUCAGUGAGUGAAUUUGUCCAGUAAUUUUUAGGCAACGUGUCUGAUGGGAACUCAUCCCUUUUCAAAAACCUUAAUUUAAGUGUUAUUGGACACAACUCUGAAAAAUCCACUGGGUCUUUGUUUUUGUUAACACAUAACCUUCAGCUCUGUCGUUUGCUGUACUUCUGUAGCCGUUUGAGUCGGUUUUGCUGCAUCAUAUAUGAAAUGUCCACAUGAAGCCAUUAAUAAACCAAAUUGGUUUGAAAGAUUCA
Molecule: messenger RNA, 1428 nt
Organism: Alosa sapidissima (American shad)
Lineage: Eukaryota; Metazoa; Chordata; Actinopteri; Clupeiformes; Clupeidae
Gene: ociad1
Product: OCIA domain containing 1
Exons: 9
Coding region: 189-962 (257 amino acids)
Cellular component (GO): endosome
Source: RefSeq, a predicted model, not a curated record